Molecule: messenger RNA, 1476 nt
Organism: Gastrolobium bilobum
Lineage: Eukaryota; Viridiplantae; Streptophyta; Magnoliopsida; Fabales; Fabaceae
Product: ankyrin repeat-containing protein ITN1-like
Exons: 2
Coding region: 1-1476 (491 amino acids)
Molecular function (GO): protein binding
Source: RefSeq, a predicted model, not a curated record
AUGGAGAAUUUGGGAUAUCCAAAUCUAGAGGAUGAUAGAAUGAGAGAACUCUAUGAAGCAUCAUUAAAUGGACGUGUAAGUACCUUAAACACACUGAUCCAAAGGGACCCUCGUAUUCUGAGCAGAGUUUCCCUCUAUCCCUGCACUGAAACCCGAUUACACAUAGCCUCUUUGCUUGGACAUUUGGAGUUCUGUAAGGUUCUUCUUGACAAAAAUCCCAGUUUAGCAAGUGAAGAGAACUCCGAAGGACGUUGCCCUCUUCAUCUCGCUUCCGCUAAAGGCCACACUGAGACUGUUAAAGCUCUGUUGCUGACAAAUCCAGAAACUUGUUUGAUUAGGGACAAAGAUGACAAGCUUCCUCUCCACUAUGCUGCAAUGAGAGGACGCAUAGGAACCAUUAAGGAGUUGAUAAGUGUGAGACCAGAUUCCAUUCGGGAGAUAACAGAGAAUGAUGAUGGUUCUAUUCUACACUUGUGCGUUCGGCAUAACCAUCUAGAGGCCUUGAAACUCUUAGUGGAAUCAGUUAACGGAGACAAUCAAUUUCUAUCUGCCAAAGACAAAGAGGAUAACACCAUUCUUCAUUUAGCAGUGAAACACAGACAAAUUAAGAUCAUCAAAUACUUGCUUUCGCUAUCUGAAAUGAGUACAGCAAUGAAUAAUUUGAAUAGGGAGGGCUUAACAUCUUUGGACAUGUUGGGAAGCUCCCCAAGAGAUUCAAUUAGCCUUAAAAUUGAACAUAUGUUAACAGAAGCAGGGGUUCAAAGGUUUGCACAACAACCAUUGCCGAACUCUGCACCAAGCAAUGAACCUCAACAACCACUGACAUCACCAAACAUAGUAAAGGAAAAUCAUGAUCCCAAUAGAUGGAAGAGGUUAGAGAAAUUCUGCACAAGGUACUUGAUAAACCAAGGUAAUUGGAUAGAUAAAAAGACACGUGAACAAUUGAUGGUGGCGGCCACCGUGAUUGCCACCAUGGCUUUUCAAUCGGCGAUUAACCCACCGGGUGGUGUUUGGCAAGCUGAUACAAAAGAUGGUAACAACGCUUGCACUACUUAUAAGUUAUGUGAAGCUGGCACUGCUGUUGUUGGUUAUGUUUGGUCCCCUGAUUUUCAAAAAUUCAUUUUCUUCAACUCAGCUUCUUUCUUUGCGUCUCUUUGUGUUUUGUUGAUUCUGAUUAGCGGGUUUCCGCUUGAUAAUAAGGCCAUAAUGUGGAUCUUGGCCGUUUUAAUGAUUGUAGCAGUGACAUGCAUGCUGCUCACAUACAUGUGGGCUUUGGCAUUAGUGAGCCCUAAUCAUAUUUAUUAUAGAAUUCGUGGUCUGGGCUAUGUUAUGGUUGGUGCUUGGUCUUUCUUGCUUGGAGUUGUGGGUUUGAUUCAAACAACCCGAAUAGUAUUCUGGGUAAGGUCACGGCGGCACCGGUCCUCCAAAAAUGCUCCACCGAGUCAGAACUCUCCCGGCCGGUUGAUAAUGCUCUAG